GAGCGAUAACGUAUAUGUAAUGAUUUAGUGUUAUGUCAACAGUUCGAAAUGGCACCCAAGAAAAAAGUGAAUAAAAAUAGUGACGCGAAAUCUAAAGAUAAGAAUGAGAAAGCCAAUAGCUCUGGAUCAAUUGCUGCAUGUCUUCUCAUCCUUACACCAAUAGCAGCAGUCACUUUAUCGCUGGUAGCUUUUCAAUUUUACAACAAAUUCCUGAGUAUACCAGAGAUACCCAACUUGGAUUAUGAUGUCUGGUGGGGUCCAAAUACUACCAAAGUUGAUACAACCAUUAGACCGUAUAAAAUAGUAUUUUCUGAUGCUAUGCAAGAAAACCUCCGGAGAAAAUUUGAAAUGUAUCGCCGGAGUACCAGAUUGAAGAGUUUGGAGGAGUCGGCAGAGUAUGGAAUCAACUCUGACGCGUUGGGGCAGCUUUUCGCCCAUUGGCAAUUCCAAUAUAAAUACCCGAAACGAGUAAAGUAUCUGAAUAAGUUUGAUCAUUUCAAGACCACUAUCCAAGGGUUGGAUAUACAUUUUGUGCACGUUAAGCCAACAGCGGAGAAUGUCAAGGUUAUCCCUCUUUUGUUGCUGCAUGGUUGGCCAAGCUCAAUUAAGGAUUUCUACGAAGCAAUUCCAUUACUGACGUCACCGAGGCCUGGAUACGACUUCGUGUUUGAGGUUGUCGUACCGAGUUUACCAGGAUUUUGUUAUUCACAGGGUCCAGUGAAGGUUGGUUUUAGUCCACACCAAAUAGCCAUCGUAAUGAGAAAUCUAAUGCAAAGAAUUGGCUUUAAACAAUUUUAUGUCCAAGGUGGUGAUUUCGGUCACACGAUUGGCUCUCAUAUGGCGAUCCUGUUUCCAGACCAAGUGCUUGGUUUCCACACAAGUUUCCCAGUUAAUUUUUCAAAGAUCUCCAUGUUAACAUGGCUGGUUGGUGGUGUUUGGCCUAGCUUGAUGCCAAAGGAAAUUACAGAUUCAAUGUACCCUUUAAAAGACAAGUUUAAGUAUCUUUGGGAGGAAUUCGGGUACAUGCAUAUUCAGGCAACAAAACCUGAUACUGUUGGUAUAGCUCUCCAAGAUUCUCCUGUCGGCCUUGCUGCAUACAUCGUAGACCGGAUUCUGGUGUUCACUAACCAAUCCAACAAACUCUUGGAAGAUGGCGGUCUAUCUUCCUUCAACAAAACUGACCUGAUCGACAACGUGAUGCUGUACUGGAGCACUGGAAGUAUCACCACGUCUUUGAGGUUGUAUAAGGAGAGUUUCGCGAGUGAAGUUGACAGGAUUUUAGAAGAAAUUCCAACACCAGUACCAACUUGGGGUCUUCGUACUAAGCACGAAAUCUUCCACACACCAGACUUCAUUCUGCGCAGGAAGUACAAUCUGUUAGGAAUCACCAAUCUGGAUACAGGUGGCCAUUUUGUAGCUUUUGAGAAGCCGGUUGAGUUUACAGAUGACGUGUUUACGGCUGUAAAGAAAUUUAGGUUAAUAAAGUGAUUUUUAUUGUUA
Messenger RNA from Leptidea sinapis, 1500 nucleotides. It is a transcript of the gene Jheh-lp4, whose product is annotated as juvenile hormone epoxide hydrolase-like. Gene Ontology annotation, biological process: epoxide metabolic process. NCBI's taxonomy places the organism in Eukaryota, Metazoa, Arthropoda, Insecta, Lepidoptera, Pieridae. Bases 49 to 1488 code for a protein of 479 amino acids. The transcript has 7 exons. Gene Ontology annotation, molecular function: epoxide hydrolase activity. The record is from RefSeq and is a predicted model, not a curated record.